Molecule: messenger RNA, 3293 nt
Organism: Cynoglossus semilaevis (tongue sole)
Lineage: Eukaryota; Metazoa; Chordata; Actinopteri; Pleuronectiformes; Cynoglossidae
Product: homeodomain-interacting protein kinase 1-like
Exons: 2
Biological process (GO): positive regulation of transcription by RNA polymerase II; peptidyl-serine phosphorylation; intrinsic apoptotic signaling pathway in response to DNA damage by p53 class mediator
Cellular component (GO): nucleus; PML body; cytoplasm
Molecular function (GO): protein serine/threonine kinase activity; ATP binding; transcription corepressor activity
Source: RefSeq, a predicted model, not a curated record
UUCAGGACACGUAGAGAAAGAGGAGGAGGAGAAGAACAGCAGCCGAUUCUUUUACAUUUUUCAAGGUCUUAAAUGUGUACAGUGUAGAUGAAGCAGAGGGGGGACUACACACAUACACACAUACACACAUACACAUACUCUGCUGCUGAUACAGAGUGUACAGAACUGAGUUAGAAUGUUAUUACUGAGCAGCGUCCAGAUUCUCCAAGGUUUUUUUUAUCUCUGACUGAGCCUUGGCCUUGGAAUCUAUUAGUGGUUAUCACACUAGGAAGACAGAGUCAAUCACAUGGAGCAGCACGGAUGAAGAGAGGAGAUGGGGAGGGGGCAGGUGAAAUUCACUGGGACUGAAGGAGCAAUGAUGUUCUCCCCGUAAAGAAAAAAAAAACCCACUCUGAAUACAUGUUGUGUCGACUUAAUCCAAAACAGUUUCUGUCCCUUGGUUUUAUCUCUGGAGCAGCCGAAGUAGGUGUUGAUAUUCCAGAAGUUGUGUGUGUGCAAGAACGUGGCUUUGGAAGAACUAGCAAAACUGUAAAGUUUAAAAAGAUUUCUUAAAAACAUCCUCAAGUUGGCCAAUAUAAAUUAAAAUAAAACCAUUUGUUGGACUUUUUAUUCUGGUAACACUUUUUUCACUAUAUUUCCGCCUCAGUCGUCCAGGUCAUCUUAAGUACGGUUGCUUUUGACCUAUCACUGUUGGAUAUGUUCACUGUUUUGUACAUAAUUUAACUUUUCUUCAACCAGUAAAGACUCACUGAACUCAAUAGUCUUUUUUAUAAGAGGUGUCUGUAUCUUGACAUGGUUACAGCCAUAAAUCGUUACAAAUGGGAGAAAUAUAAGACAGAACAUAUAAAAUGUUCUGCACAUAAACAAAUAUGUAUGUUUAGAAUAUUAACAUACAUGAAAACAACCAAUAGAAUAAAACAAAUUGCAAAUGAGAUUUUUUUUGGUCUUUAUUAGUAGAAAUAAAUCAGAAUAAUAUCUGUAAGUAACCCUGGUUAAUUAGGUUAAUUACAGAAAUAAAUAGGCCUCACUACAGUCAAACUGACAAGAUCCUAACACAUUGUUGAUAUUUUCCACAAAAACUUACAUGUAGAUGUUCAAAUUCAAAGAACCUAAUAGUACAGAAUAAUCCAGUAGCAACAGGCAUGUAAUGGACGUCAAGGACAUCACAGGCACCAAAGACAUUGUGGGGUAAUACACAACCAGGCUGCAGGUCGACAGAAACUGUUGUUAUUUGACAGUUGCUGUUGAACAUCAAGAAAGCUUAACUGAUUGUUAUUUGGCAGUUGCUGUUGAACAUUAAGCAAGCUGUGUUUUCGAUGGAUCCUCCAGUUGACUUAGGUAAACCUGCUCAACCUGACAAAGUCCUCCCAGGAUCCUACCUCCAUUCUGGAUCCUCAACCUACCGUGUAGAGGCCUUCCUGGGACAAGGCACUUAUGGCAUAGUGUCAAAAUGUCUGAGACUGGAGGACAAGCAGACAGUUGCCAUCAAGUUGCUGAGGAAGUACGGCCCCUAUCUAAAGCAGGCCAAAAUGGAGCUGGCUGCUUUGAACAAGCUGAAGAAUCUGGACGCAGACAAAUGCAACCUUGUCCGGUGGCAUCAGGUCUUCACCGACAGAGGGCAUGUUUGCUUGGAGUUUGAGCAUCUGGACAAGAGUCUUUAUGACUUAAUGGCGGAGAGGAGUGGCCGUUCAAUGCCGUUAAAACAGAUCAGACCACUAGUUUACCAGCUGGCAGUGGCACUGACUCAUCUGAAGGCUCAAGGUAUCAUUCACGCAGAUUUGAAGUUAGAAAAUGUGAUGUUGGUCAACCACAUUCAGCAGCCCUUCAGAAUCAAGUUGAUUGACUUCGGCCUGGCCCGUCUAACAACAGAAAUAAAAAUAGGGUCCUAUAUUCAAAGCCGGCCAUAUCGAUCUCCAGAGAUCCUACUUGGCCUGCCAUUCACAGAGGCCAUUGAUAUCUGGUCUCUUGGCUGCUUGGCUGCUGUUCUCUACCUGGGCACCCAGCUCUAUCCUGGGAAAACAGAGUACCUCAUGAUGACUUACAUUGUGGAGACCCAGGGUCAGCCUGCAGACCACAUUCUCUCCCGUGGACGCAAGACUAAACGUUUUUUCCAACGAGUCACAAGCUCCACCAGCUCCACCAGCUCCACCAGCUCCAACAGCUCCACCAGCUCCCAGUGGAAACUCAAGAAUCCACAGAGGAUCAGCGUUGAGACAGGUCAUAUGCCAAAGGAUGAGAGGAGUAUUAAGUUAACCUGUUUAGAUGACCUCGUCACUAACCAGAAAUACUCUUAUCUAAGUGAUGUUGAAAAAGAGGCUCAAAAGACUGAUACCAUCAUUUUCAUCAACCUUCUUAAAGGGAUGCUCCACCUUGACCCUUCCGAACGCCUCACACCCAGUCAGGUGGUUGAGCAUCAGUUUAUAACGAUGCAACAUCUCCACAGCAUGAUCCCCCUCAGCUUUGAAGUGAGAUCCAACUUUCACCUCAUGGACCAGUUUAAAAAAAGAACUGUGGUCAGUGAAAAGGAUGAAACACUGCAGCAGCCGUCCUCUACCAGGACUGUUCUUGUCAAAAAGAACUGUCAUCCCAACACCAAAAGUAGCUGUGUUUGGACCAACGCUUUUUCCAAGGCCACAAGGACUGAUGAGUCACUGCUUACGGUAAAAGCCACCUUUCCCCCCUUUAAAAGGAAGAUGGCUGAUGAUGGCAACGAUUCUGGACCUAAAAAAAGUCGUACUGACUAUCGUGCCUUACCUGUUAAAAGGAAGCUGGCUUAUGAUAGCAACGAUUCUGAUCCUAAAAAGCGUCGUAUUGACUAUGGUGCCGUCACUGUUAUAAGGAAGCUGGGUGAUGAUGAAGACAGUUCUGGACCUAAAAAGAGUCGUACUGACUAUCGUGCCUUACCUGUUAAAAGGAAGCUGCCAUAUGAUAGCAACGAUUCUGAUCCUAAAAAGCGUCGUAUUGACUAUGGUGCCGUCACUGUUAUAAGGAAGCUGGGUGAUGAUGAAGACAGUUCUGGACCUAAAAAGAGUCGUACUGACUAUCGUGCCCUACCUGUUAAAAGGAAGCUGGCUUAUGAUAGCAACGAUUCUGAUCCUAAAAAGCGUCGUAUUGACUAUGGUGCCGUCACUGUUAAAAGGAAGAUGGGUGAUGAUGGUAACAGUUCUAGACCUGAAAAGAUUCGUACUGACCAUGGUGCCAUCCACGUGGGCGUUGAAGUCCCCCAACAGGACGAUGGAAUCCCCGGGAGGAGCACUGUCCAGUACCCCUCCCAGUGUCUGCAAGAAGGCCGU